Messenger RNA from Limulus polyphemus (Atlantic horseshoe crab), 1982 nucleotides. Its product is annotated as PP2C-like domain-containing protein CG9801. The coding region runs from base 1 to 1242 and encodes 413 amino acids. The record is from RefSeq and is a predicted model, not a curated record. Lineage: Eukaryota; Metazoa; Arthropoda; Merostomata; Xiphosura; Limulidae. The transcript has 4 exons.
AUGGAAGAAGAGAGUGGAGAUAGGGUAUAUUCAACUGAUCUUCCAAAAUCCACUGAAGGGGACACAAGAGAACACAUACAGAGGAAUAAAGGUUAUGAAGAAGGCCCAAAAGGAGACAUAAGAGCCAUGGAAAAUAGAAGCUUCAUGUCUUGGAAAUGUAAAGAAGAAGGUGAACCAAUAGCUGAUGCUUUUGGAGUGUGCUUGAGAAAAAACAGUGCUAUUCUGGUGUUAGCUGAUGGUGUGAACUGGGGAGAGAAGUCUUGUCUGGCAGCAAGGUGUGCAGUACAUGGUUGUAUGAGUUACCUUAACAGUGAUCUUUAUCAUGAAGGAAGGGUGAUGGAAACAACCUCGGACAUCUUCAUUUCUCUGUUGAGGUCAUUUCAUGCAGCACACAACCUGAUUCUCCAGGAAGACGGCAUGCUAACGACUCUUUGUGCUGCUGUCCUUUGUCAGAUGAAAGAUUCCAACAAGUUCAUUGUUUGUACAUGUAACGUAGGAGACAGCCUUGCAUACGUGUACAGCAGGAAAUGUGGAGUACGAGAAAUCACGCAAGGAUCUCAUGACAUUUAUUCCAUGCGUGACAUGAGGGAUGCUCUUGGAGCUCUGGGUCCCGUGGAUGGACAAAACCCCGAACUCAGUAACUUGACUGUUGCCAUGACAACAGUUGAGCCAGGUGAUAUAGUGUUUUUAACAAGUGAUGGAAUCUCCGACAACUUUGACCCUGUUGUGGGGAAAUUUGCUCUUCCUAAAACAACAGAAAGAAUUGCUCCUAUGGACGGUGCUUCAGAAGACAUCCAGAAGCAGGGCCUGCUUCACAGAUCAAAUAGUAAUGGAAAUGAGAAACACAUCUCCUCGUCAGAGUUUGCUUUGCCAGUGGUUGAGGCUCACCAGCGCCACGAGCUUACUCUGCUUCGUAUGGAGGACCUCCUCACUAAUGGAGUGAACGAAGGUGACCGACCUUGUGAAACUGCACGCCAGCUCUGUGAACAGAUGCUCGAUUUUGCCACCAAGUUGACGGUAGCUAAGAGAAGGAUUCUGGAGGAUCCUGAACUUUACAAGGACAGUGCCGAUGCCUUGAAUCAACUGGAACAACGAAGACGUCGGAGAAAAGUUGGAGAUAAGUUAGCCAUGGUUCCUGGAAAGCUUGACCAUGCUACAGUGGUUGCUUGUAAAGUUGGAAUCCAGCCAUCAGAGCAUUCUCAAGUCACCACAGAUCUCAAACAUUAUGAAAGUAGAGUAUAGACACUUCAGUAAUUUAUGUAUUGAUUCCAGUGCGUACAGUUGUGUCUUUAGGUUACUGCAUUCAAACUUAGGGCCAGAACAAGAAACAUUAGUAAUAAAUUAUCAAAACGUAGACUUUUGUCCAGCAUGCCUUCAUGUUUGGUCACUUCUGAUUUUUCAAAGCUGUAUAUUAGUAUUUUAAUGUUAGGGUGAUUUAAUUAUUUAUCAGUUUUUUCUACAUCUUGUAUCUAUGCACUUGUGUUUUUAUAUAUUUUUUCUAGAAUCCUUCAGGGUAAAUAUAACUUAUAAUACAACUUGUGUCUGUUACCAAACUCAGUCUUGUCUGUAGCGGAGUGUGUUAAACACAUAAUUCUUCCAGUGAGAAACGUAAGCACCUAUCAACAUACAUGUAAUAACUAAACAACUGUUUCAGAUAUCUAAACAUUAUUUACCCUAGUGUGAAUUAGCAGAAUAACAGUUACAUAUUUGUUGUAAUAUUAAUCCUCUUACUAAGAGUAACUUUUUUUAAACUUAUUUUUUGUGUUUUCUUUGUAAAAUUGAAUGAAAAGUAGAGUAUGUAGAAAAGGCAGUUAACUAGUGUGAAAAAUAGGUUUUUUAGUUAUAUCACCGUUUCUUCAAUCUUCUGAGUUACUUGAUAAAAGCACAUUGUUCAGGGUUUUUAGUUGUAUCACAGUGUCUUCAAACUUCUGAGUUACUUGAUAAAAGCACUUUGUUCAGGGUUUUUAGUUGUAUCACCGUUU